AUGCCUCUCAAAGGAAUCUCCCCCGUCAUCUCGCCCGACCUCCUCAAGGUGCUGGCCGAGAUGGGCCACGGCGACGAGAUCGUCCUCGCCGACGCCCAUUUCCCGUCGCACUCCAUCUGCCCGCCACACAUCCCCGUGCUCCGCGCCGACGGCAUCACCGUCUCCCGCCUCCUCGCCGGCAUCGCCCCGCUUCUCGAGCUGGACAGCUACGGCGUCGUGCCGGUCGUCAUGAUGGAGGUCGUCAAGGGCGACACCUUUGACGCCGCCGUCGAGGGCGACUUCCGCUCCUCGCUCGGUUACGACGGCGAGAUCGAGAAGCUGGAGCGCUUCGCCUUUUACGAGCGCGCCAAGAAGGCGUUCGCCAUUGUCGCGACGGGGGAGACAAGGAAGUACGGCAACAUUAUCCUCAAGAAGGGCGUCACGCCCAUCGAGGAGUAA
This is a messenger RNA of Colletotrichum higginsianum IMI 349063, 438 nucleotides long. Its product is annotated as RbsD/FucU transporter. Gene Ontology annotation, biological process: fucose metabolic process. The transcript is spliced from 2 exons. The record is from RefSeq and is a predicted model, not a curated record. Gene Ontology annotation, molecular function: fucose binding; racemase and epimerase activity, acting on carbohydrates and derivatives. The coding region runs from base 1 to 438 and encodes 145 amino acids. Lineage: Eukaryota; Fungi; Ascomycota; Sordariomycetes; Glomerellales; Glomerellaceae.